This is a messenger RNA of Suillus clintonianus, 459 nucleotides long. RefSeq lists its product as uncharacterized. Lineage: Eukaryota; Fungi; Basidiomycota; Agaricomycetes; Boletales; Suillaceae. The transcript is spliced from 2 exons. The record is from RefSeq and is a predicted model, not a curated record. Bases 1 to 459 code for a protein of 152 amino acids.
AUGCCCUCUUGGAUUCUCCCUGGGCGCGAAUAUGACCAUCAGAGAACCAGCGAGUCCUUGAUAUGGCAGACAUGGCUAUUAUCAGAGGAUGUCGCUCAGACCCUCUCAGAUCUAGUGGCAGAUAUCCCAAAUUUGAUUGUCGCUCCUCAAUUCCCUGUUUGGUUUGUGCCGGAACAUGAUGAACACGAGGAUGAAGAUGAUGGUGACGAUCCCGAGAUGAUAGUAGAGUUGAAAGUUGAAAAGAGUCAAGAAGAGGGAGGGGUUGGGGUAGGUAACACUUCUAUGGCAUCAACCGUCCCGGAGAGGGAUGCUAAGAGCGUCAUUGUGGAUUUUGUGAUUCUCCAUCUUAAGGCAGUGGCUCAGCCACAGUCUGACCCGGAGUGGAGGAUUACUACGGCGAACAUUGGCCUUCUCGUCGAAGUGAAACGGUUCGCGAGCACACCUAUCUACCCACCAUGA